CGCGACCAAAUGAACCGAGGUUGACGAGCCGACUCCGCAACCCGAAGAGGCUGUUCGCAGCCUGGUCGUGCCCGUCUCCACUCCAUCCAUCCAUCAGCUGGCUCUGCAAUCAUCAACUCUUCCAUCAUCAGGGCGACCGCCGCCGAGGUCUUGCAACCGCGAAAGCGUGAAGAAAGGACUCGAGACUCAACAAGACAGUUACGACUGCCACCUUAAUCUCCCCGGUGCCAGCGCGCAUUUCAUUGUUGCUCAGCCUGUGGCCCGCUGCCCCAGGCUUGGACGUUUCCCAGCGACCUGUCAACCCGCUUUCGUCGCCACCUAGACACCCGACUGCGAUCAUCACAAGCGAGUGUUCUCAACGUCUUUAGAAGCCAUCGCUCUCCAAAACCGGGAGAAAAUUUGAUACACACCAAAACAAAUCAUGGCAUCACCGCCAAAACCUUGGGAAAGACAGGGCGCAACGCCCGCCACUUCCGCAACCCUCCCACCCACAUCCAUGCCCGCCGCAACCGCAAACGCCAUGACAACACCCACAACCGCUACGACUACGACACCUUCCUCCUCCACAACACCCGCGAUACCUGCGCGACCCGCAUCCUUGACGGCCGCUGUCAACCAGAACGCGGCCGCCUAUAGCAGACCCUACGGCGCCUCACCGUACGGCACCUACGGCUCGGCAUACUCGUCGCCCUACGCUUCACCAUACUCCAGAAUCGGUGGAUACGGCGCUGGAAUGUAUGGCGGUGGCAUGUACGGCAGCUAUGGCGGCUACGGGGGGAUGUAUGGCGGAGGCAUGUACGGUGGAAUGCCAGGCGGAAUGCCCGCAGACCCGAACAAUCCGGAGAGUCUCACGCAGCGCUUUAACAUGAGCACGCAAGCCACUUUCCAGAUGCUGGAGGGCAUUGUCACUGCCUUUGGCGGCUUUGCGCAGAUGUUGGAGAGCACGUACAUGGCGACACAUUCGAGCUUCUUUGCCAUGGUCUCCGUCGCUGAACAAUUCGGCAAUCUCCGUGAUACCCUCGGCUCCGUGCUUGGAAUCUUCACGCUGAUGCGCUGGAUCCGGACCCUGAUUGCCAAGUUGACUGGAAGACCCCCGCCAGUGGACGCCAAGGCCCUCACACCGGCCGCCUUUGCCCGCUUCGAAGGGCGCCAGAGUCCCGUACCGGAAGGCUCGUCUCCGAAACCCAGCCGCAAACCGCUCCUCUUCUUCUUGCUUGCUGCGUUCGGCUUGCCCUACGUCAUGAGCAAGGUCAUCCGCUCGCUCGCCGCCAACGCAGAAGAGGAAGAACGCCGGCGCCAGCUCGUCGCCGCCCAGCAGACGCUCGACCCGUCCAAGCUCGAGUUCUGCCGUGUGCUCUACGACUUUUCUCCCGCCGCCCAGGGCCAGGCUGUCGUGCAGGGCGUCGACCUUGAGGUUCACAAGGGCGAUUUGGUUGCGGUGCUGGGCAAGAGCGACCCAAUGGGCAACCCGAGCGAGUGGUGGAAGUGCCGCGCCCGCGACGGCCGGAUCGGCUACCUCCCUUCGACCUUCCUCGAGGUGUUGCGCAAGCCCGGUGCGCCCAUUGCCGCCAUCAAGGACACGGCCGCGAGUGAGAGCAGCCGGACGAAUUCGCUGACCAGCAUUGUCAGUUCCCAGGGCGGUCUGCCUCAGAAGGAGGUUGCUGCGAAGCCUCCUGCAUUGCCCUCCACUAAGGUUGGCGACGUAACGGCCGAGAGCUUCCAGAAAUCGCAAUUCUACACUUAGGAAAUCCGUCACGGCCAUUGUGGCUAAGAGUCCUGUGAAUGGGAACGGGAUUGCCCACAACAAAGGAAAGAGACAGAGAGGAACCGGUUUCACCCGGAUCAAGUUCUUCCCACCUAGUUCCCGCUUUGCAACAACAAUCACAGCCGCCUGACUACGCUUCAACCUUGCUUGGCUGCCAACACCAAAUAAUAUUUGAGUGUGGUUGGGAUCGACCCGCCUCACUUUCAUUUUGCUUUGUCUCUCUACGCUGCCAAGGAGAUGUGCUUUACUCUGUUGUCGGAAUCCGAGGGAAGGAGGUUGGUUGAAUGAAUGGAAGAGGAAAACAGAGCCUGGCGUUUGAGGCGUUGAUCGCAAGGAUGCGACGACAUAUAUUGCUGAGAUAGAUGGCUUUGCGAUUGUUGGCCUUUUCGCCCUCCUGACUAGCUAUCGCCCAAUCAUGGGUUGGGUUUUUCAUCACCCGC
Messenger RNA from Parathielavia appendiculata, 2205 nucleotides. RefSeq lists its product as uncharacterized. Gene Ontology annotation, molecular function: protein binding. Gene Ontology annotation, cellular component: peroxisome; peroxisomal membrane; peroxisomal importomer complex. Gene Ontology annotation, biological process: protein import into peroxisome matrix, docking. NCBI's taxonomy places the organism in Eukaryota, Fungi, Ascomycota, Sordariomycetes, Sordariales, Chaetomiaceae. Bases 422 to 1744 code for a protein of 440 amino acids. The transcript is spliced from 3 exons. The record is from RefSeq and is a predicted model, not a curated record.